Daldinia caldariorum is the source of this 1551-nucleotide messenger RNA. RefSeq lists its product as uncharacterized. Lineage: Eukaryota; Fungi; Ascomycota; Sordariomycetes; Xylariales; Hypoxylaceae. The record is from RefSeq and is a predicted model, not a curated record. The transcript is spliced from 3 exons. The coding region runs from base 283 to 1440 and encodes 385 amino acids.
AAAGACAUGACGCCUCCAAAAUGUUUCUCGAAGGAGAAAUCUUCACCUGCGCUGGAUUGGGCAACUGAGCACGUGUUGUUGCGUCCCAGGUCACUUCACUUCACUUCACUUCGAGAUAUCGGGCUGCGCCCUCGCUAUAAUAUUAUUAUCUACGGCUGGGCCUAAUUGAAUAAACCAUUCCUUUCGUUGCGGUUGACUCUCGUGUCUCUUCCCUUUGUUUAUAUCAAUUCUUUUUUCUCAAGUUCGGCUGGUCGAGAUUUUAAUAGUGCUGGGUCAUUCAUAAUGAGGAGCUCAAUGUAUCGAAGAAACGCUCGCCCGAGUAACUUCCGGGUAUUCAUCCGCGACCACGUCCCGGAUACCGUUGACGAUUCCGACUCCGACUCCGACUCCGACUCCGACUCCGAUGGGGAACCGGACACGCCAUCGCCGACGACAACUACGUUCCCGUCGUCUCCUGCUGGAACCGGGACUCCCGCGCAGCAAAUCGGAGCAUCAUCAACAACCCCGGGGUCUUCACCGACAGAAACUCCCCAGCCAGCGACAGAUGCUUCUCUGUCAACAACAACAACACCCGCUGCGAGCAUCGACGACGCAUCGCCUCAAUCUACUUCAGCCGGCGCGGGCCUUACAUCAACUUCGCUACUACCGCAAAGCAACGAACCGUCACAAGCCCAACUAAGCCAACCCGAGAAUCCCCAGCGCAUAAUGAGCAAGGGCGGCGCCAUAGCACUCGGCACAAUUGGAGGCACCAUAAUCCUCGCAGCCAUAAUAUUCCUCCUCUGGAAAUGCCGGCGGCGCCAGCACCAGCGGCGGGCCCUCGCGAACGGAAGCAGCGACAGCGACAGCAACAGCAGAGGUCGAGGAUUAUUCUCCCCCUUCGGCAGCUUCUUCGGGUUCAAGAGGAUGAAAGAAGAAGAAGAAGAAAAGUGGAAGCCGCAGCUGCAGCCGCAGCCCCGGGGGAUAUACACGACGAACCGGCGGGUAUCGGGCGGCAGGAGGACGAGCUCCAAGAUCAUGGACGACCUGAUGGCGGCCGCGUACGCGGCCGAGGACGGCAACGCGUCGCAGUACGGGGUCGCGUACAUGGACGAGAAGCAGCCUCGGCGACUGUCUGGCAACUCUUCCUUGUACGGCCCGGAUUCGAGGCGGCGGUCGAAUAUGCCUCCCCAGGCCCAGGCGGCGGCGGCGGGUCCGGACAGGGGCUCGAACUCCCUCUACGUAAAUCAGCUCCUGUCCGGCUUCUACAAGGGCCGGAGGGUAGACGGGCUUACGACCCCGGCUCAAGCCCGAGUCGCCCCUCCUGUAGCUCCCUCCGUCUCGGGGCAGACGGAGGUGACGGCUACGACCGAAAGUACGUGGAGGACGUGGGGUUGGUCGCAGAAGAAGCCGCCGAAGGAGUCUUGGGUUGAUAAGUGUAUUCGCUUGGGAGGCCUACGAUAAUUUUCGGCCUCGCUUCGGUAGAUUCGCAGCGCAGGUUCGGACCUAGUUAUCGAAGUGCUACAAAAUAUUCGUUUUGGGUCUGCUAUCUAUGGCUCCUUGUAGACAUGACGU